AUGACAAGAGGAGGGGAGUACGAAAUCGACAUCGCGGGCGCAUCAUGGCUGCUUCGGGGCGCGCUGAAGAAUAACGAACAGCUGAAAAGAAUCCCAGAUCGGUCACCCUGGUCCCUGAACUCUUUCUCCCUCACGCGAGGAUGUCGACACAGGUCGGACAUCACGAAGCCUUGCGUUUGGUUCUCCGGUGAUGUGGUUAAUAAAGAAUACGAAAAGUGGAGUAAGACUAAUAGCGAUCCCCUCCCUAAUAUCUGUAAAUUGGCCUCGAAAUCCUACUUGAAUGACAGAAAGGAGAACACCAGAAGGAUAUAUGCGGGCCGGCGUCGCUCCUUACUACCUCAAUGCUAUGACAUCGAGGAUGAUGAAUACGACCUCUCCAGUAUCAAUUUCAACAGAAAAGUACCGAGCCCCAGUUUCAACCUAAACAAUUUCACUAAGGUAAGUCCAGUAAACAAAAGUCCAAUUCAAAUCAAAAAUACUAUAGCCGUAGAUAAAUCAAAUACCAUAUCGAAUGAUCAAACUCAACUGAAAAUGCAUUAUUUAGGAAUUUCAUUUUAA
Messenger RNA from Phytomonas sp. Hart1, 558 nucleotides. The record is from the annotation of a GenBank genome assembly. Lineage: Eukaryota; Euglenozoa; Kinetoplastea; Trypanosomatida; Trypanosomatidae.